This is a messenger RNA of Solanum tuberosum (potato), 822 nucleotides long. RefSeq lists its product as uncharacterized. The record is from RefSeq and is a predicted model, not a curated record. Bases 134 to 505 code for a protein of 123 amino acids. The transcript has 2 exons. Lineage: Eukaryota; Viridiplantae; Streptophyta; Magnoliopsida; Solanales; Solanaceae.
UCAUAACUAAAUGAUGAAUUUGAUUGGUGCCUUAAAGUAAUUUUUGACUUUCUUCUAGUACUUGAUCAAGGGAUGUUUACCAGAGAGUCCCCCAACAGCUCUGAACAAUAUCAAAUCUCUCAAUAUUUCGUCCAUGUCUUUAAGAAGCGUCGAGGUGGUUUCAAGUGCAGUUUACUUGAUUAGAAGUUGUCCUAAAUUACAAGAUCUUACAAUUGAAUUUGACCCUGUGGCCGUGGAGGAUAUUGUUGAACCUGUUGUAGAAUUUCUAAGAUUCCAAUCAUUCUCAUUAGGUGCUGAGAAGCUUCAAAGAGUUCAUGUGAACUUGUUUAUGGGUCUUGAGAUGGAAAUGGAAUUUAUGAAGUUCAUUUUGGCCUCUGCACUUGUACUUAAGGAGAUUUUCAUUUGGAAUUUUGUGUAUCUCCUUCAUCGUUCGGAUAAACAAAUGAUGGACGAGAUGAAAGAAUCCCGCAGAGCAUCACCAAAUGUUGAAUUCAUAUUUGAAUAAGUCGAGUUGGAAGAUUGCUGUGAACCCCAAGAAGUCAUGGAAGUGCCAUGGUUUUGCUUAAAUAGUACUAUUUUUUGUAGCACUUCUUGUGCUUUAGUUUGUUUGUUAUGACUUUUCAAUCAAAUUCAAGGCCAACAUGGUGAUGCCAUGUGUUUAAAUAAUGUGGCAGCUCCGAGUCAAAAUAAAAGCAUAUCAAAAUCUGCCACGUGUUCAAAAAGGCGUGUAUUGACCGAUUACAAGCAAAAGUUACAAUAUAUAUAGAGAGAUACAUACAUCAUAAACAACAUUGUUUCUACAGAAAAGGAAUGAAACAAAUU